Psylliodes chrysocephalus is the source of this 3741-nucleotide messenger RNA. The record is from the annotation of a GenBank genome assembly. Lineage: Eukaryota; Metazoa; Arthropoda; Insecta; Coleoptera; Chrysomelidae.
AUGCUAAAUGACAUAGCAUUGAUGAAAUUAGAUUCACCUAUGAAAGUCAGCGAAAAAAACAAUUUUGUAAAACUUCCUGCCAGAUCACAUUAUUAUGGUCUUAAAAAUGAAGGUUUGAGUCUCGAAAAAGAUGAUAUAUCCCAGUUUUGUCCUGAAGCUACUAUAGUUGGUUGGGGUACUACUAGCAAAAACAACUACUAUAUUGUUCCAACAAAAUUAAUGUGUGUUGAAUUACCGAUAAUACCUAUACCUGUAUGUCGAUUCAUUCUUAGAAUGGCCCCAGCCAAAGUCACACUUGAAAAUGUUUGUGCAGGAGGAUACAAAAAUAAAGAUUCUUGUGUUGGAGAUUCUGGUGGUCCUUUAUUAUGCGAUAAUUAUCAGCUUGGAAUUACAUCUUGGGGUCCAGAUUGUGCUGUAGGAUUACCUUCAGUUUACACAAGGUUUCGUAGUUUACGGCGAGUUAACAACAUGCAGUGUAAGAAGUGUAAUAAAUUAUUUUCCAACGCAUAUACUUUGAAGCGACAUCAGCUCAAAAAUUGUGUGGAUCGUAAACCGGCUUGUCCGAUUCCGAAAAAGAGACUAAGACCAAUAGGCAUUGAAGUACUGGAAGGUGGUGUUACUAAACUAACUCAUGCUUUCAAGAAUAGGAUUGCUUCAUACAGAUUUUCCAGCAGUGAUGAAAAUAAAAUCAGUUACAAUGACUUUUUUAAUGGAGUCAAACCAAAAGUUAUAAAUAAAAUCAGUGAAUAUUUGCAACAACAUAUAAGUUUAAAAAUAAAUAUGGAAAUAUUUGGGAUAUAUGUUAAACCUGAUAAGGAAAUGAGUGAUAUCAAAUCCAUGAAUUCUCCAAACAAAAUUGUUACCACAGCGUCUAAUCUAGAAGAACUAUAUGGUGAAUUUAAAUCCGAACUUAUGAUGCAAGCUUCCGAAUUCCAAGAAAAAGAUUCUAAUUGGAGUUUACAGGAGAUAAUGUUUUUAGAUGUGAACAUAAACCGUUUCAAUAGUAUUGCAGCUUCUUCAUAUAUCAAGCUACCUGUGACAAUAAUGAAAAGAAAUGCUGUCUUGAAUAUUGAAAACAAAGAUAGCGCUUGUUUCGCUUGGUCCAUUAAUGCAGCAAUUUUUCCUGCCGAGGGGAAUCCCAAGUAUCCAUCAUCAUACCCACAUUAUGAUAAAAUGUUAGACUUUAGAGGUAUCGACUUCCCCGUAAAAUUAAAAGACAUUAAAAAAUUCGAGUUUAUGAAUAAUAUAUCAGUGAAUGUGUUUGGACUUGAAUCAUUUUUCCGAGACGGUAAAAACAAUUAUGAAGUUGUUGGUCCAUUACAUUUCACUUCCAACCGACAACCUACACACGUGAAUCUAUUGCUAGUAUCAGAUAGUGAUGGAAACAAUCAUUACAACCUUAUUACAGACUUGCCACGACUUGUUAGAAGUCAGAAAACAAAAUAUAAGGGAAAAAUUUAUAUUUGUGAUGGCUGCUUACAAUCUUAUGUAAAUAUGGAGAAGUUAAAAGCACAUGAAGAACACGAUUGUACACAUAUAUACACACAACUACCAACAAAUGAAAUGAAAAAAAAUAAGUGCGGACAAAUCACCCCGGAAAAUAUUUUAAAAUUUAUUAACUUUGAAAAACAAUUACAAGUGCCGUUUGUUAUUUAUGCAGACUUUGAAUCGUUGUUAAAACCAAUAGACAAUUGUGAACCUAUUAAUGGCAAAUCAUUCAGUGUCAAAGUUUGUGAGCACGAGCCAUAUUCUUUUGCAUUUUACCUGAAAUGUAGUUACGAUGACAGUUUAUCUAAGCUUGAGAUAUAUAAAGGACCAAAUGCGGGCAAAGUGUUUAUGCAAAAACUAGAUGAGACUGUACAUAACCUAUAUAACAACCAUUUAAAGCAUGUAAAAGUCAUGCAAAAACUUACCCCCAAAGAACAGGAAGCAUAUGAUAACGCGACCAACUGUUACAUAUGUGAAAAACCUUUUGAUGUAUUCAACAAAAAAGUUCGGGACCAUUGCCAUCUACUGGGAAAAUAUAGGAAUGCCGCCCAUAACUCCUGCAAUUUGAAUUAUAAGGUGCCAAAUUGUAUACCAGUGUUCUUCCAUAAUUUAAGCAACUACGACUGCCACUUGUUUAUUAAAGAACUAUCAACAAAAGGUGAAUCUGUCUCCGCAAUAGCUCAAACAAAGGAGAAAUAUAUUUCUUUUUCCAAAUCUAUUUUGGUUGAAAAAUCUGAUGAUCCCAAAGUUCGUGAUUCAUUUAUAAAACUGAGAUUUGUAGACUCUUUUAGAUUUUUGGCAAGAUCUCUUGAUAAACUCAGUGAAACUUUGGAUUCUUUAGAUGAAGUUAGAAAAUAUUUCCCCAACGAAACACAAUUCAAUUUAAUGAGACGGAUCAGAGGAGGAGUAGCACAGUGCAGUAAGAGGCAAGCGAUGGCUAAUAAUAAAUUUCUACCAAAUUAUAAUCCCUCAAAACCAGAAAGUUAUAUCAUGUAUCUCGAUGCUACCAAUUUAUACGGCGCAGCAAUGAGCGAGUCCCUUCCAUUUGGCGGAUUUAAAUGGAUACCAGUGGAAAAUUUCGAUUGUAAUUCGGUUAAAGACGAUGCCUCCAAAGGAUAUGUUUUAGAAGUGGAUUUAGAAUAUCCAACUAAUUUGCACGAUGCCCACAACGACCUACCUUUCUGCCCUGAAAGUAUAAUACCACUAAAUGGUAAACACCCAAAGUUGAUUCCAAACUUACGCCAUAAAGAAAAAUAUAUUAUUCACUACCGGAACUUGAAACAAUGUCUCAAAUAUGGAUUAAAAUUAACCAAAAUUCAUAGAAUUUUAGAAUAUUCCCAGUCGCCGUGGCUGAAAAAAUAUAUCGAAUCGAAUACCACCCUCCGAAACCAAGCAAAGAAUGACUUCGAAAAAGAUCUUUUUAAGCUGCUGGUCAAUGCAAUCUUCGGAAAGACCAUGGAAAAUGUUGAGAAGAGAAAAUCUAUUCAUCUUUCUACCCAUUGGAAAAUACAAAGGGUACAUUUGGGUAAUGUAAAAGUAUAUUAUGACAAACCUAUGUAUAUAGGAUUUUCUGUAUUGGAUAUUUCAAAAACCAUUAUAUACGAAUUUUUAUAUGGCUACAUUAAACCUAAAUAUGGCAAUGCUGCAAAAUUGUGUUAUACGGACACCGAUUCCCUAAUUUUAGAAGUAUUUACUAGUAACUUUUAUGAUGAUAUGAAACAAAACAUCACCCAUUUUGAUACUUCCAAUUUUUCCAAAAAUAAUGAAUAUGGGAUGCCUAUAACAAAUUCUAUCGUUGGAAAAAUGAAAGACGAGUUUGCUGGUACUAUAGUUGAUGCAUUUUAUGGUACAGGAGCUAAGGCAUAUUGUGUAAAACUAGGCAAACCCUUUAAGAAGGAAACAGAAAUAAAGAAAGCUAAAGGUGUCUCGAAAAAUAUAAUCAAAAAUCAACUUCACGUAAACGACUACAUCCGGAUUAUACAAAAUGGUAAUACAAUCUUUAGAAAAAUGUAUAUUUUUGUAUCAUCACUACAUACAAUCUACACAGAACUAAGAAACAAGGUAGCCCUCUCAGCUAAAGAUGAUAAGAGAUAUGUCAUACCACAUGAUGUAAACACUCUGGCAUGGGGGCAUCUACUUACCAACCCAAAAGCAAUGACUGGAACCCUGGAUGAUUUAAUACAGGCGAUGGAAGAAGUGAGCGAUUUAGAUAAUUAUGUAAAUGAUUUUGAUUUGGAAUUAUUUUCCCAAUAA